Molecule: messenger RNA, 1300 nt
Organism: Rhea pennata
Lineage: Eukaryota; Metazoa; Chordata; Aves; Rheiformes; Rheidae
Gene: GP1BB
Product: glycoprotein Ib platelet subunit beta
Exons: 2
Coding region: 271-882 (203 amino acids)
Molecular function (GO): protein binding
Source: RefSeq, a predicted model, not a curated record
AGCUAUGCAGCUGCAAACACUCCUGCACUGCCUGGACUGCAUUAGGACCUUCCUCUCACGUUGUGAAGCCAGCAAGAAAACCAGGAUUGAUCUACCCUGAGCUCUCACCUCUCCUGUUGAGGACACCGAGUUCACCCAACUUUAAAAAUACACCCUCAAAACAAACCCACAGAAGCUUAGGGCUUUGCUGGCCAGUCUGACAGCCUGUGGUGUCUACUUGCUGGGUCUCUGUGUCACUUAGUCCCACUGAGUGAGUGUCCACAGGUGAAGAUGAACAGUGGGAUUCUCUUCUUGUCCUUCUUUGGCUUUCUCCCACAUGUGAUACCAACGUGCCCUGAGUCAUGCAAGUGUGCCACAAACAUUAUCGACUGCACAUCGAAAGGCCUAACCACAACAAAACUGCCAGCUGCCUUCCGCCCAUCAGUUGAAGUUAUCCAUCUUGGUUACAACAUGCUCACUUCUAUUCCUAAAGGGCUCUUUGACAACCUGAAGAGUCUCCAGGCAGUCCACCUGCAAGGAAACCCUUGGGAAUGCAACUGUGACAUCCUCUACUUGCGCUCCUGGCUCCACUGGCAGCAGAACCGCACCUUUUACAGGGAUGUGAAAUGUACCUCCCCGGCUCACCUGCAGGACCGAAUCAUUGCCUAUCUGACAGAAGAUGAGAUCAUCUCCACGUGCCAGUACUGGUACUGCAGCCUAGCUUUCUUCUCGCAGCUCUGUCUCUUCAUCCUGCUUGUACUCCAGGCGAUCCUGGUCAUCUUCAUCAUCAUCUACCUGCAGAGAUUUCGGAGAAUGACUGCUGAAGCCCAGAGCACUACCCCAGAUCUAAACCAGCAUGUAGAUGCUGGGGCAUCUUCAAGAAGCCCCUAUGACAGUGAUUAACAUCACAAGAGCUUUCAGCCCCAUGCUUCUGGUAUGUGCAGGAGCAAGGACCCCCAAGCCCCUUUGGACAUUGCUGUGCCCAAGCCAUGUGGUUUGUGAUGCCUGGAGGGGACCACUCAAUGCAGCAUCUGGUCCUGCCUGCAGUCCAGAGCAGGACUUAAAACCAAUCAGAUACUUGCUUUAUUCCUAAAGAGCCAAUCUUGUACUUUUUAAUGCUUUAAGUUUGCCCUAGAGCCAGGAGUCACCUAGACUAAAGGCUCUCUCCAACCCUGUUUGUGCAGCACCUGGCACACAGGGAAUCUGACCUCAGUCGCAGCCUCUAACUGCAAAACCAGUCACGUGCCUCCUGCUAGUUACUAUGUCCCUUAAGAAUUUUUGGAACAAAGCAAAAUCAAAAUAAACUAAUGAUUAAUGAUGA